UGACGGUCUGUCACAUUUCACGCUGACACCAAGCGAACACUGGGCUCGUACACUCACAUUCACAUUCGCUCACCCACGGGGCGCACAAUAUUAUCGACAGAUAGGAGCACAGUCGAGGAGAGCACGUUGAGGCAAUCUCUAAAAUCCGCUUCUAAGAGAGGAAACGAGAGGAAAACCAUUGAGGGAAGAAAGAAAAAAGAAGAAGAAAAAAAAGGCAACAGAGGAAAUCCCCCGAAAGGAAAUGCCAGUCGCAGCCGCUGGACAGCCAACGACUCAAGAGCCCAGAGUUUGCCCCCGGCUGCCCUCCACCCCGGAGCCUGUCCCUAAAGGGGCUGAUUUAUUCGACGAGGCGGGGGCGGCGGAGUCGGCGGAGCGUACAGAGUACGGGGGCGCGGAGGGGGGCUAUAGUUUCAGCCAGAGCGGCGCGAGGGGCUUUGUACAGCCCGGAUCUACCAACGGCUCUCCACCGCAGUCCCCAGCCGCGUCCUCCUCUUUUCUCUUCCACCCCCUUCACUCACACCAAAUGGCCAUGGAACCUCCAAGGACUCGUUCGCGUUCUCGGUCUGGAUAUUACCAGCAGUAUGGAGUUGGGAAUAGCAAUGUAAUUACCGGCAGCGGAGUUACGGUGUCUAAUAACCACCAGCAGCAGCACCAGCUACAUCCUCAGCAGCAGCACGGUGCCGGUUGCGCACCUUUUGGAGCUCACAGCAGCCACUCGGAGAACCAGCAGCGAGCCCCAGGAAACAUCACCUCUCCCGGUAUUCAGAGGCUAUCAUCUGUUCCCGGAGUGCACCGCAUCCCGGUGGCAGGAGCUUCUGGUGUAUCCUACCACUGCCACCCAGACCAUGCUUAUGGAGAGGAAAGUGAUAAGAGCGAGGAAAGCCCCAGUCCAAAGCGCCAGAGGCUGUCCAGUCAGUCCGUCUUAGAACAGCUAACCACAUCUGCUCCCCCACCGUCCACCCCUUCGCCCCCUAUCCGCCCCUGGGAGUCAGGACCCCAAAGUCGGAGACAGCCUCACCCCCAUACACACUACCACCAGGAGAGAUGUGUCACUCCUGUGCGCCACAGACGCAGCCCCCCUACAAGGCGUCAGCGUGGCCGUCUCUCCAGACCCUCCCGUCACCUGCCUCCUCAUCAUAACCCUACCACCCAAGGCCCUAUGCCUCGCCUGUCACCGUCUGAGCACCAGGAUGAAAACUACCACCACAACCCUCUUACCUCCACACAUCAAACAUACCCAACUCACACUCCAAGUACCUACGGUCAACCUCCAACAUCUGUUGGUGGAGGGUCAGGUUCAGAAGAGCCCCGAGCUUUCCACCCUCCCACUUUGUCACCACGACUACUGCACCCGGCCCCUCACCAGCACCCCCAUCAUAAUCAACAACACCAUCAUGCAGCACAGCAACAGCAAGGAGCCAUAGUCAUGGAUUUACAUGAACGGCUGCAACAGGGCAGUGUACCAGUCUCCUAUACCAUGACCCCGGUCCCUCCUCAUGGCCUUGCAGCAUCUUUGUGUAGUGGGCAGCAUCUUCCUCCUUCCUGUUCCUCCCAGCAACAGGUCCCUGCCUGUAGUGUGGUCUUCAGCACUGGACAACACUACCACCCGAUGUUACAGGCGUGUUCAAUGCAGCAUUUGCCAGUUCCCUAUGCCUUUCCCUCACUACUUUCCAGUGACCCCCAGUUCCUGAUUUCUCCCCCAACUCAUCUCUCUCACCACCCACCUCACCUCCCAACACCUGCACAGUUCCUGCCUUUCCAGACGCAACAGCCACGAUCGCCUUUACAGAGAAUCGAAAAUGAGGUCGAUAUUGUGGGAGAGCAGAUCCCAGUUGGUGGAGGCUUCAGCUAUGCACACCACCACCACCACCACCACCACCAUCAUCACCACCAGCCUCCCUCCACCCUGCCGCCCUCCACACCUCUCCAGUUCCUUUCGCACCAUGACCCCCUGUCACAGGAGCUGUUUACAAUGCCCUAUCCCCACUUUAUUCCUCGUCGAUUCACGAGUCGACGUUACCGCUCGCAGCAGGUUUUGCCCCCAUCUCCUUACCACCACAGUUUCCUGCCUUACUUUCUGUCUAUGCUUCCUGUGCCCCCAAAUGUAGCUCCUACAAUUAGUCUAGAGCUGGAUGUGGAUGACGGAGAGGUUGAAAACUACGAGGCCUUGCUGAACCUUGCAGAACGUCUGGGAGAAGCAAAGCCCCGCGGUCUAACCAAGGCAGAUAUAGAACAGCUUCCAUCCUACAGGUUCAACCCCAACAACCACCAAUCUGAACAAACACUAUGUGUGGUAUGCAUGUGCGACUUUGAGUCUCGCCAACUCCUGAGGGUGUUGCCCUGUAAUCAUGAGUUCCACACCAAGUGUGUAGAUAAGUGGCUUAAGGCUAACCGGACCUGCCCUAUCUGUCGAGCCGAUGCCUCUGAGGCCCAGCGGUCCAGUGCUCCAUGAGCCUAGACUUUGUCUCCCAGACACUGAACAGUAACUGUCAUCAGGAAACGAUCAGAAAUGUGGAGAUCUUAUGCUGACUUCUGCUCGCAUUAUCACUGGACUUCUUCACAAGCCUCGUGUUUAUUGAUGGUUCCUCCUCUCCAACUCUGCUGUCUCCUGAUGGUUGCAAACCACUAUGAAUGGCCUUUGAAACACUCAUACUAUGUGGAUGUCUGUGUGCAUAUUUUUUUAUUGUCAUCAUGAGCCCUUCCUAAUUGCUGGGACUUGUUAAUAGAUGAAAAGACUUUUUUUUUUUUUUUUAAAUCUGUAAUUAUACUACACGAGUUAGCCGGUAAAUUGGCAUUCCAAAGAUUAUCCCGAUAAUGCUGGUUUGUAGUUAAGCAUUUGCAUCCUGGUGUGGACAGACUGUCCUUUUUACUGUUUUUCACAUUAUGAUUUAGUGGAAAAGAGACUUUUCUUAAUUUAUUUGAGUUGUUGAUUCAUUGGUGUCAGAUCAGUUUGUGUAGGAUGAAACAAAUUUAAGCUUCACUUUGUCAGUGAGCGCCAUGGAAACAAAAACAAAUCUACUCUUUAAAAAGAUUUUUAUCUGUGUGCAAUUUUAUUUGAGUUUGUGCACCAUGCGGAACAGUGCGUUUACUGUAUUUCUCAGUUUUGUUUACCUCUACAACAAACUGAUUUAGACCCACUGAAGAGCUACAAUACUUUUCAAGUUUCAAAGUUAAGGACCGGUAACACCUCGGAAAGUAAACAGUUCUCAUGUCAUCCUUCUUAGUUCUUGUUUUGUUUUUACCACAAGUUACUGACACAGAACACUGUCUUCCCAUCUGCAUUAUUCCUAUCUGAAAUGAGUAAGGGCUGUAGGCUUUUGAAGGACUUUUUUUCUUCUUUGUUUUCAAAGUAAAUUUUCACCCACACUCACUUCACUGGUUUUCUUGUGGGAAUAAGGCAUGUUAAAAUGUGACUGUCUGUCCUGGUACCUUUCUGUAGGUGUCGACAGGUAUGAAUCCAGUCUUUUAUCCACCAUCCACAGGGGUCAGCUUUAAGAAACCUGUGAGUUCCCAACUAGAUCAAGUAUGUUUCACUGGCCGAUUUAACACUUCUGCACUUUAAUACUUAAAACUCAAGACCUAAACUUACUCUUUCCAGUCUAAACAAACCACAGUUUCAUGAAUCACAGUAUCAACAUAGGUCAACUCAUUCUCUCAUUACGUACCCAUUUAUUUCCAAAUGUACUCAUUUCCUGUAAGACUUGUGUAAGUAUGUCUACUGCUCCAGAUAGACCUUUCAUUAAACACAAGCCAGGUUUCAAUUUUCAAAUACCGCCCCCCCCAAUUUAUUUUAUUCCUAGAUGACAUAUGAGCACAGAUCAGUAUGGACUGCUUGACCAGAGUGUGCUGUGAAAUGCUUAAAGAUGGCUUUUAAAUAAAUGCAAUUUCUACAGGUUACUGCCAUCAUUACCAACAAUACAUUUGUUCAAAAGAGAUUUUUAUUUUCCAGAAAGUGCAAAUAAACAAAUGCAUCAAUGUCUGAGAAGAUAAAUAUUUAAAUAAAGUUAUCUUCAGCAUUGUCUGUGUAUAAAAUCAUGUAUUAGCCUUGGAAAUAAAUGGAAAUGGUCUUUCCUGUCA
Messenger RNA from Melanotaenia boesemani (Boeseman's rainbowfish), 4077 nucleotides. RefSeq names its product ring finger protein 38 (gene rnf38). The record is from RefSeq and is a predicted model, not a curated record. Bases 242 to 2452 code for a protein of 736 amino acids. The transcript has 13 exons. NCBI's taxonomy places the organism in Eukaryota, Metazoa, Chordata, Actinopteri, Atheriniformes, Melanotaeniidae.